Messenger RNA from Linum tenue, 241 nucleotides. Lineage: Eukaryota; Viridiplantae; Streptophyta; Magnoliopsida; Malpighiales; Linaceae. The record is from the annotation of a GenBank genome assembly.
AUUCACAGUCCAUAAUCAAUAUAAAAGGACCCGAUGACACCGGUUGAGUACCCUAAGAGAAUAACAAGAAGGUAUAAUGAAUUCCAAAUAUCUUCUAAGUUUAUAUUUCCUAAAUAUUGGACCAGUCAUGUAAGAUAAGAACUCUUAAUUCACACAACUUCAGGCACAAGUCUGGACACUAGUAAAUAAUAAGGGGAUGACUUGAAGAUAUCUGGUUCCAGCCAAUUCAAUCAUAUUCCUA